AACCUUCAGUGAAUUACACCGAAUGUGCAUUGUUUAUAGUGUUUAUUAUAAGAAGAGUCAUAAUGCUAGCCACAACUGGAAAUUCUUUGGCGACUGCAUCGGGCAUUCCUGAUAAAUCAUGGCAGCCAAACUUUGUAACAUUGGAAACUACAAUGGGCGAAAUAACCAUUGAAUUGUAUUGGAAGCACGCACCUAAUACAUGCAGGAAUUUUGCCGAAUUAUCAAGACGUGGUUAUUACAAUAAUGUGGUAUUUCAUCGGAUCAUUCGUGAUUUUAUGAUACAAGGAGGCGACCCCACCGGCACUGGCCGAGGCGGUUCAUCAAUCUAUGGUGGCGAAUUUGCCGAUGAGAUUCAUCCAGACUUGAAGCACACAGGUGCCGGCAUACUUUCUAUGGCAAAUUCGGGCCCAGAUACGAAUGGCUCACAAUUCUUCAUCACAUUGGCGCCAACACAAUGGCUAGAUGGCAAGCAUGCCAUAUUCGGUAGGGUGUACACGGGAAUGCAGGUUGUAAAACGCAUUGGUAUGGUUGAAACGGACAAAAAUGACCGGCCGGUAGACAGUGUGCGAAUUAUAAAAGCAAAAGUUGAGAAAAUAUAGCUGUGCAGUAGUGAACGUGAAUUUUUAUUAUAAUUAUUAAUUUUUUGUAACUUAAAAAAAUAUACACAUAACUAUUCUAAUACAUUUGAAUAUAUGACUAGUAAACCAA
Messenger RNA from Musca domestica (house fly), 708 nucleotides. It is a transcript of the gene Cypl, whose product is annotated as peptidyl-prolyl cis-trans isomerase-like 1. Gene Ontology annotation, biological process: protein peptidyl-prolyl isomerization; protein folding. NCBI's taxonomy places the organism in Eukaryota, Metazoa, Arthropoda, Insecta, Diptera, Muscidae. Gene Ontology annotation, cellular component: catalytic step 2 spliceosome. Gene Ontology annotation, molecular function: peptidyl-prolyl cis-trans isomerase activity. The record is from RefSeq and is a predicted model, not a curated record. Bases 63 to 599 code for a protein of 178 amino acids. The transcript has 2 exons.